This is a messenger RNA of Tetranychus urticae (two-spotted spider mite), 699 nucleotides long. The record is from RefSeq and is a predicted model, not a curated record. NCBI's taxonomy places the organism in Eukaryota, Metazoa, Arthropoda, Arachnida, Trombidiformes, Tetranychidae.
CAUGUUGAUAUCUCAGCAAAUAAAUUUUAUAAGUAUUCUUAUGCUGUGCCAUUGUACUUUAAUUGUUUGGUCUAGUUCCUUAACACGAUCUGUAUCACCAGAAUUAAUCUCACCAAAUGUUAAUGAAACAGAUAAAUUUGUUACUUUGGUUGAUUCAAAGGCCAAAACAAUCAAAGUAUCUCAACUCAGUGAAGCCCGAUUGUUACGCUCAUUUUCAUCAAAACGUGAAGUUUCACUUUGGAAAGUCAUGUUGAGUUAUGGAGUUGCGAAGGUGCUUGAUGCUCCAUUAAUCUUUGCAAUGUCUUUAUUGAAAUCAGGGCAAAUCGUUAAAGAUGUUCUUGAGAAAAAUCCACUGGAACUAUUAAAAGCGAUGGACUACAUUCUUUCACGUUGGGGCAAGUAUUUGAAAAACAGAAAUAAAAACAAUUCUUAGUGUGAUCUGUAGAUAAUAUUAGACUAUUUUUCUUCUGAUGCCAAUUAAAAUCAAACAAUUUUCUCAGUGCCUAUUGUACAGUUGAAAUACAAGACUGACCACUAUGUAAUAAUUUUCAUAUGAUCGAUCAACAGUCAGCAAAAUAAUCAAAUUAACACCGGUCCUGCCGUGAUUUAACUUUUCAUUGUUUCACAUUUUCACAUGUUAAUAAAAUCUAUUUAAUGUCUGAUGAAAUUGUUAUUAAACUAAAGUCUUUUUGAAAAUUA